Molecule: messenger RNA, 681 nt
Organism: Pseudopodoces humilis (Tibetan ground-tit)
Lineage: Eukaryota; Metazoa; Chordata; Aves; Passeriformes; Paridae
Gene: HOXB4
Product: homeobox B4
Biological process (GO): embryonic skeletal system morphogenesis; positive regulation of transcription by RNA polymerase II; anterior/posterior pattern specification
Cellular component (GO): nucleoplasm; nucleus
Molecular function (GO): DNA-binding transcription factor activity, RNA polymerase II-specific; RNA polymerase II cis-regulatory region sequence-specific DNA binding
Source: RefSeq, a predicted model, not a curated record
UUUGUUCACUUGACAAAAUUAAUGGCCAUGAGCUCAUUUUUGAUCAACUCCAACUAUGUGGACCCCAAGUUCCCACCCUGCGAGGAAUAUUCCCACAGCGAUUACCUCCCCAACCACUCGCCGGAAUAUUACCAGAGGCACCGCCACGACUCUUUCCACCACGAAUCCAACUCGUACGAGCCACGAUCCUCGUGCAAGGAGCAGAUUUACUGUCCCGGCUCCGGGAUGUCCCCGCGGGGUCACAUCCACGGCGGGCCCGGGCAGCGGAGCCGCCUCCCGGAGCCGCAGCGGGGCCGCAGCCCCAGCUCGCCCCCAUCCUGCAGCCAAAAUCCGGGAGAGCCCCGCGAGGAGCCCGUGGUUUACCCCUGGAUGAAAAAAGUGCACGUGAGCACGGUGAACCCCAAUUUCUGCGGCGGGGAGCCCAAGCGCUCGCGCACGGCCUACACCCGGCAGCAGGUGCUGGAGCUGGAGAAGGAAUUCCACUACAGCCGCUACCUGACGCGCCGGCGCCGCGUGGAGAUCGCGCACGCCCUGGGCCUGGCCGAGCGCCAGAUCAAGAUCUGGUUCCAGAACCGCCGCAUGAAGUGGAAAAAGGAUCACAAGUUACCCAACACCAAGAGCCGCGCCGGAUCCGCCGCCGGAUCCCUGCAGAUCCCGCAGGGAGGAGCCCAAAAUCAGAUC